ACAAUGAAGGAAACAAUACCAUUGCCACAAAUUCAACAAUUAAUUCAUGAUAUUAAAGUGGGCAAAGUUGAUGGCUCAUUUAAUAUAACCACAAAAACAUUGGAUUUGUUUAAACAAAUCAUAACAAAUGCCAAGUGGCAACAUGCUGAGGAAUUAAUGCAAACCAUACGUACGCAGGGCCAAAUUCUGCAAUCGGCAUUACCCCAAGAGACCGUUACAUCGAAUGUUACACGUCGAUUGUUGAAAAUUGUACGCGAGGAAUUUGAUUUGCUGCAAGCGAAGGUCCACCAUUUACCCGAUGAUUCCCAAGCCACGUUAUCCCUACAUAAAUUGGUUACCCAAACCAGCGAAUGUGAUGUAUGCGUAAACUAUGGUGUACCACGUGAUGGAUUGAAAGAAGCCUUACUCGAUCAUUUGGAAGAAAUUGAAACGGAAUUGGAAACCAGCUGUGAAAGUAUAUGUGCCCAGGCUGAACAGCAUAUACAUUCAACGGAAGUUAUACUAACAUUAGGUCAUACCCGCAGUGUUGAACACUUUUUGAAACGGGCCAUAAAGAAACGGCAAUCGUUGACCAUUAUCAUUGCCGAAUGUGCACCGGCAUGUAGGGGUCACAACUUGGCCGCCAGCUUGGCCAGCAACAAUGUCGAAAUCAUUGUCAUACCCGAUUCGGCCAUUUUCGCCAUGAUGUCUAGGGUUAACAAGGUGAUCAUUGGUACCCACAGUGUUUUGGCUAAUGGUGGUUUGCGUGCUGCCUGUGGCGCCUAUACGGUUGCAUUGGCGGCCAAACAUUAUUCAGUGCCGGUUAUUGUUUUGGCGCCCAUGUACAAAUUAGCACCCGUACAUUUAUGUUCAUACGAACAGGAUGCCUUCAAUUCGCUGGGUUGUGCUGAGGGUGUGUUGCCCUAUGAUUCAUCGGCAGCACGUUGUGCAAAAAUCUAUAGUCCCAUCUUUGAUUACGUACCCCCGGAAUUGGUGACAUUAUUUAUAUCGAAUACUGGCGGCCAUGCUCCUUCCUAUGUUUAUCGUUUGUUGACUGAACUUUAUCAUCCUGAUGAUUAUGAAAUGUAAUUGCCAGUUGCUUAUCCCUCUCUGUUUGU
Musca vetustissima is the source of this 1097-nucleotide messenger RNA. Its product is annotated as translation initiation factor eIF-2B subunit beta-like. Lineage: Eukaryota; Metazoa; Arthropoda; Insecta; Diptera; Muscidae. Bases 4 to 1068 code for a protein of 354 amino acids. Gene Ontology annotation, molecular function: guanyl-nucleotide exchange factor activity; translation initiation factor activity. Gene Ontology annotation, cellular component: eukaryotic translation initiation factor 2B complex. Gene Ontology annotation, biological process: translational initiation. The record is from RefSeq and is a predicted model, not a curated record. The transcript is spliced from 6 exons.